CAUCGGAGGGAAGAGAAAAGACACCUCGUAGCAACGUCCUGGCGCAGAUCACAAUUUGUCUGCAACGGCAGGAGGAAGGAUCCCUCUCCGGAAGACGUUACAAAUAACAAAGUUCUCGCAUUAGAAAGAUGCCUGGACAUGGACGCCGUCACGUCAAUCAACCCCAUUCGGAUGAACAUAGGGCCCACAUGGCUGCAAACCUGGCACGCAUGAGGAGGGAAUAUGAGCGGCGUAGAAAUGAAGAAGCAAGAGCACGAGCACCAGUAUCUGCGAUAGAAGUGGACAGGCUGGAGUUUUACGCGAGAGACAAUGGGCGACAUCAUCACACGGACAUGUAUGACUUGGUCGAAGGCCAAGACCCAAGCCCAGUGCUACGCAGGGGACAACCCUUCUUCAUCGCCAUCCGCUUCAAAACGCCUUAUGACCCUGCAAAAGACACCGUACAACUGGAUUUCAGCAUCGGAUCCUCACCAGAGCUGAGUAAAGGCACCUUUGUCAGCCUCGCUGUCCCUGACAAUAAGGGAGAGUUUAGUCGAGCUCCAACCCACUGGGACGUGCGCAUCUCCCAGCACGACAGAAGCGUCGUCACACUUCAGGUCCACAUACCGCCCAGUGUCAGCAUAGGUUCUUGGAACCUCGCGGUUCUGGGGCGUUCAAGAAACGACCCCAAGGCCAAAUCCAAGUACAGAUACGACAAAAGCAUUUACGUCAUAUUCAAUCCCUGGUGCAAAGAGGAUGCAGUUUACAUGGAAAGCGAGGAAGAUCGCCGAGAAUAUGUGCUGAAUGAUAUAGGAAAAAUCUACAUGGGAUCAUGGAAGCAACCUCAUGGACGACAGUGGAUAUUUGGUCAGUUCGCUGAUAUGGUUCUACCUGCCUGCAUGUUCAUAUUGGACAAGUCAAACCUGACCUACGCCGCGAGGUCAAACCCAGUUAAGGUUGUUCGAGCCAUCUCUGCUAUGAUUAAUAGCGCGGAUGACAGCGGCGUAUUGACGGGCAACUGGACGGGCAACUACGAGGACGGCACAGCACCUUGGAUGUGGACUGGAAGCAGCGCUAUUCUGGAACAGUAUCUGAAGUCGUCCGGAGAGCCCGUCAAUUACGGUCAAUGCUGGGUGUUUGCAGGAGUCUAUAAUACAGUGUGCAGGGCCCUUGGUAUCCCCUCGCGUCCUGUAACCUGCUAUGCAUCUGCUCACGAUACGGACGAGAGCAUCACCAUCGACCGUUACUUCGACAAAGAUGGCGAAGAACUGAAGAAAUAUGCGAAAGAUUCCGUGUGGAACUUCCACGUGUGGAACGAAACGUGGAUGGCACGUUUAGAUCUCCCACCAGGUUACGGGGGAUGGCAAGCAGUGGACGCCACUCCACAGGAGACGAGCGAUGGUUUCUACCAAGUGGGACCGUGUUCUGUGGCGGCCGUUAGGAAAGGAGAAAUCGGAUACAUGUACGACUCCCCGUUCGUGUUUGCUGAAGUGAAUGCUGAUGUGGUGCACUGGAAAGAAGACCCCGACAGCUCAUUCGGGUGGACACGUCAAAAGACUCUCACUUAUCACAUUGGUCUAGGAGUCUUAACCAAGAAGCCCAAUGUGGACCUGAAAGAUGGCAUCGAGGACGCAGAAGACAUCACUUGCUCCUACAAGAUCAAAGAAGGUACUGACGAAGAGCGGAUGGUAGUAUUGAAUGCAGCUCGAAGCGGAGGACUCGCCUUCCUGUUCGAUUUGCCAGAGAAAAAAAAUGAGGACGUGAUUCUGAAGCUGCACGAUAUCGAAAGUAUCGAGAUUGGGAAGCCUUUCGAUAUAGUCCUCAGCAUGCAAAACCAGAGCAACGAGCAGCGGACAGUGAACGCAGUCCUGUCUGCUUCAUCGGUCUACUAUACUGGCAUAUCCGCCAGAAAAAUAAAGAGGGAGAGAGCAACGUUUGUGCUACAACCCAGAGAUGAGGAAGUCCUGCUGAUGAAGGUGGAACCCCACGAAUAUUUGGACAAAUUGGUCGAUUAUGCCAUGGUGAAAAUCUACGUAAUCGCCAAUAUUCAAGAAACACGUCAGACGUGGUCCGAGGAAGACGACUUUACCAUUGAAAAACCACGCCUCAAUGUACAGAUCGAAGGUGAUGUCAGAGUGGGGAGGCAGCUCAAUGCCAUCCUUAGUUUCCAAAACCCAUUGGAUCAAGAUUUGCAGGAAUGCAUGUGCACCAUUGAGGGUCCAGGAAUCGCAAAUGCUUUCGUCCUUCAACUACCGAAUGUGAGAGCGCGAAGUUCGUGGGUGUACCGACAAACUCUCGUACCUCGGCGUCCUGGACCACGCAAGAUCGUCGCAGUCUUCAAUUGCCGCGAGCUCUUCAACGUUGAAGGCUCCGCAGAUGUCGUUGUGCAAGAAUAAAGGCAGCUGAAGCUAAUGCUGUAAUUUGCGGCAUAACGAAAAUGUCGAGAUUUUUUCAGUGUCGUAAUGCUUUGAGAUUUUUGCAAUUGGCCUUACCACUUAGCCCACAACUUAAUGGACCGCGGGCGUGUCGCCACACUGUUAAUGAAAGAAUAAAUGUUGUACACCCAA
This is a messenger RNA of Ornithodoros turicata, 2546 nucleotides long. Its product is annotated as hemocyte protein-glutamine gamma-glutamyltransferase-like. The transcript is spliced from 15 exons. Gene Ontology annotation, biological process: peptide cross-linking. Gene Ontology annotation, molecular function: protein-glutamine gamma-glutamyltransferase activity. Lineage: Eukaryota; Metazoa; Arthropoda; Arachnida; Ixodida; Argasidae. The record is from RefSeq and is a predicted model, not a curated record. Bases 129 to 2375 code for a protein of 748 amino acids.